AUUAUACUGUGGCUAAAAUUUUACUAAUGAAUUGUUUUCUUUGCAGUACAUCAUGCAGAUCUUCGUGAAAACCCUCACUGGAAAGACUAUUACUCUUGAAGUAGAACCUUCAGACACCAUUGAAAAUGUAAAGGCAAAAAUUCAGGAUAAGGAAGGCAUCCCCCCAGACCAGCAGAGAUUGAUCUUUGCUGGUAAGCAGUUGGAGGAUUGUCGCAUUCUUUCUGACUACAAUAUCCAGAAGGAAUCUACACUCCAUUUGGUAUUGCGUCUUAGAGGAGGAAUGCAAAUCUUUGUGAAAACCUUUACAGGAAAGUUUACCCUAGAAGUAGAACCUUCAGACACCAUUGAAAAUGUAAAGGCAAAAAUUCAGGAUAGGGAAGGCACCUCCCCAAAGCUGCAGAAAUUGAUCUUUGCUGGUAAGCAGUUGGAGGAUUGUCGCAUUCUUUCUGACUGCAAUAUCCAGAAGGAAUCUACACUGCGUCUUAUUAGAGGAGGAAACAACAUCUUUGUGAAAACCCUUACCCUUACAGGAGAGAUAAUUAUCCUAGAAGUAGAAUCUUCAGAAGAUAUCCAUAAGGAACUAGAAGUAGAAUCUUCAGAAGAUAUCCAUAAGGAACUUAUACUCUCCCCUUUGGUAUUGCGUCAUAGAGGAAUACAGAUCUUUGUGAAAAAAUAA
Homarus americanus (American lobster) is the source of this 676-nucleotide messenger RNA. Its product is annotated as polyubiquitin-like. The record is from RefSeq and is a predicted model, not a curated record. Gene Ontology annotation, cellular component: nucleus; cytoplasm. The transcript has a single exon. NCBI's taxonomy places the organism in Eukaryota, Metazoa, Arthropoda, Malacostraca, Decapoda, Nephropidae. Gene Ontology annotation, biological process: modification-dependent protein catabolic process; protein ubiquitination. The coding region runs from base 53 to 676 and encodes 207 amino acids. Gene Ontology annotation, molecular function: ubiquitin protein ligase binding; protein tag activity.